Messenger RNA from Fragaria vesca subsp. vesca, 984 nucleotides. Its product is annotated as mannose/glucose-specific lectin-like. The record is from RefSeq and is a predicted model, not a curated record. Lineage: Eukaryota; Viridiplantae; Streptophyta; Magnoliopsida; Rosales; Rosaceae. Gene Ontology annotation, molecular function: carbohydrate binding. Bases 152 to 880 code for a protein of 242 amino acids. The transcript has 3 exons.
AUCUCGAUCUGGCCGCAUAUAAGUUCCUCGCAUCUUAACUGUUAGAGCUCAUCAUUGCAGUUCACACCUUCACCGACCGUCAGUCUAGACUCUCCGAUGAUCAUCAAAUACUCCGGCCAAUCUCCUUUUGGUGACUAUUAAUCAAUCCAACAUGAGACAGCAGAGUUUUGAGGGUUCUCAUCGGAGAAAAGUCAUAUCAGUCGGACCGUUUGGGUCAAACUCAAACAAAGAGAGGGGUCUUUGGGAUGAUGGAGUUUACUCGACGGUGAGUCAGGUGGUAAUACAGUUUGAUCUUUCCAGCAUUCGUUGGAUUCAGUUUGGAUACGUCGAUGAGAACGGGAGAUCAGUUUGGUCAGAAAGGCAUGGCUUAUCUGUUCCCGCCGUGACUAAAAAACACGUGGUAAAACUUGAUUAUCCAUACGAAUUUUUGACGUCUGUUCGUGGAUAUUAUUUCGAUAAUAUGUUUACGACUUGUAUUACCGAACUUAUUUUGACGAGCAACAGAAGAACUUAUGGACCAUUUGGAUCUGGUUUUAAAUGGGCAAACUCUUUUUCAAUCGAAUUGAAAGGGAGUAAGAUCGUCGGGUUUCAUGGCAGGGUGAAUUGGUACUCAACGCUUGUUUCGUUAGGAGCUUACCUAACUCCCAUUGAUGGCUUUGAACAUCAUGAUGAAUAUGAAAACCUUGGCUAUCCAGCAAAGCCUCUACUUCCAGCUCAAGAUUCUACUGGGUAUGCAACUCCCCAGGAAGAAGGAAAGUCUAAGAAUUCGAAGGAGAUAUCUUACAUAAUUUCCGGCAAUCAAAUUAGUGGAAACGAAGGGAACCACAAUGGAACCUUUGUUGUCGGGAGCAAGGCUAAAUAUGUUGUUAUAAACGUGUAAAGAUGCAUGUAAAUCUUAGAAUUAAGGGAUCUCAUCUCUAAUUAUAUCUUCGAUCUAUUCCCAUGCAUGAUGCAUCGAUAAAAUCAACAAUUUCAUUAAGUAUU